This is a messenger RNA of Durusdinium trenchii, 1914 nucleotides long. The record is from the annotation of a GenBank genome assembly. NCBI's taxonomy places the organism in Eukaryota, Dinophyceae, Suessiales, Symbiodiniaceae.
AUGGCCGUAUCGCUUGCUUGGUGGGUGCUCUUUGCCACAUGUUUCGGCACUGAGAGCAGCCCAUUGCUCUUGCAAAAGAAGAUCCAUUUAGCAGAUACUCCCAAGCCCAAACGGAGCCUGGAAGAGCAACUGGAAGUGCUCGAAGUCACUGACCUCCAUGACCUGGCUGGAAAAUCCGUGUAUUUGGUCAUGAUUGAUCGCUUCUCGCGUGAGGGUGGUCAUAGCAGUGAGCACCUGGAAGCCUGUGAAGGAGGCCAAUGGUGUAACGGAACUUUGAAAGGCAUCACUUCGCACUUAGACUACAUCAGUGCCAUGGGUUUCGAUUGUAUUUGGGUUACACCUGUGGUGAAGAACUUCUAUGGACCUGAUCUAGGUGAGAGUGGUUAUGGCUAUCAUGGUUAUUGGGCAGAGGACUUUUAUUCGAUCGAUCCUAAUUUCGGCACAAAAGACGACUUGAAGGAGCUGGUACAGCAAACACACCGGCAUGGGAUCCUCGUCGAAUUCUUUUGGCAACAUGUUUUGCUCAAUUUGCAAACGAUGUGCUUCAUCCUUGACAUCGUCUUGAACCACAUCCGUCCAGUACAUUCCCUCAGCGACCUAUCAAAGGUGAAACCCUUCAACGACACCCGCUAUUUGCACUUGCUCAAUAUGUCGGGCAUGAGCUUUGACAAGUAUGCCGAGAAAGGUGCUAAUUGGCCCUUUCCGAUUCAAGCCCUGGGUCCUGGGGCUCAAUGUCUCAUGAACACGCGGAAGGAUGGUACUCCGGAUGGCACCAACAGCGGUACCUACUGCAACAACUAUCCUGAGAAUAACUACUCACAGGAACAUUACUUUCAGGAAAGGGCUCAUGGGCCACCGCAUUUGAAGUACUGUGGAACUGGCGAUUAUCUUUGCCGCGGAUACAAUGAGACGGUCAUUCAAGAUGGCUGGUUUUACGAUUUGGCCGACCUGGACCAAUCUGUCCCAUUUGUGCGAGAAUUUCUGAAGGAUUGGGUGAAGUACAUGGCUACCGAGUUCGACGUGGAUGGAAUCCGCCUCGAUACCACACCUCAUCUUCCCUAUGAUUUUCUGAAAGAAGUGCAGGAGAUGUUGAUGUCUCUCUCCAAGCCCAUCAGCAUUUUGGGAGAGGUGACCACUGUCAACAUGAGCUUCCACGCAUCCUAUCAGAACAAAGAUGGCCAACCCAUCUUGGGUGGUUUGGAGAAUUUUCCCUUGUCCUACAACGCGGUGCCUGGAUACUGUGGCUGGCCAAAUUCUGUUCUCUCGCCAGUGGCACAAUUUGAUCUGACUUACCUCGCAAGCGCUAGCGAAUUGCAGUUGACGAGCAACCUAUAUUCUGACACUGAUUUGCUUAUGAACAUGAUGGACAAUCAAGAUGAUGCGCCUAUUGCUGGCCUGUACCACAUCUCUGCUGGACCUUUUUCUCCGGGGACCGGCGGUUGUCAGGAUGACGAAAGCUUGCUCUUAAAUGGAUGGGCCUGGCUGAUGUUUGCGAAGGGUAUGCCUGUAGUUGCGUGGGGAGAUGAGCAAGGCAACUCAGUCUACCGGAUGUCUCUCUGGCAAUAUGGAUGGAGACGAGACGCCUGGCAAUAUCGCCUGCUGAGCCGUAUGAAUGCUAUCCGAAAGGAAAGACGCCUAGCGAAGGCAAGUGCUCAAGUGCGUUUUGGUAGCAAAGAUCAAUUCGUUUUUCAACGCGGCCCUCCCAACAGCAAGCAUUCAGCGUGGAUUUUCACGAACAAUCUGCCCAACUGCUCCGGCCGAAUCACUUACCCCAUCGCCCCGCCGGCUCCUCCAUCGGGGAUGUACUGGACUGAUGCGCUUUUUAACCAGCCUUUUGAGAUCUUCGGAGAUAAGAUAACUGCACGAACCAAGCCUUUAGUCUUAGUCCUCGAGCCAAAUUUUGCCUCCAGCUAA